Spodoptera frugiperda (fall armyworm) is the source of this 1364-nucleotide messenger RNA. RefSeq lists its product as uncharacterized. The record is from RefSeq and is a predicted model, not a curated record. Bases 198 to 1199 code for a protein of 333 amino acids. Lineage: Eukaryota; Metazoa; Arthropoda; Insecta; Lepidoptera; Noctuidae. The transcript is spliced from 2 exons.
GAAGAAAAGAAGUCGAAACGAUGCUGAUUUGCGGAUUCCCGUCCCGCCCAACAUUAGCCCCGCCUCCGCUUCUGGGCGGCUGGCGCGAAAACCCUGGAUUUAUUGCCAGUAUGCACCGAGCCGUCGACAAGGACGCUCCCGAAUUGUCAGUUACCGUGUGUUAGUUUACGUGUGUAUGCGAAGCUGGAGUGGACAGGAUGAGCUCCGUGCAAGAAGAGAAGGUUCCUACCGAGGGACCAAAAACUCAUGUACGGGAGUUGAGGAACACAGAACUGGUGUCACGUCUUCUAGCAGCCACUCCACCUUACCUCUACAGCGCUUUACCGCUGCAACCACAUGCGUUCUUCUUCAGUGAAAUGCUUCGAUCCUUUGUAAAUGCACGUCACGGCUGCAGACCACCACAUUACCAUCGCCGCUUCAAGCGCCGAACGCACAAAUAUUUCGCUGAAAAUGAAAACGAUUGGCGACGUGAAUGGCCUAAGCAUGAGGAAGAGAAGAAAGAACCAGAGACGCGGCCUGAGGUUCCUUUGGAGCUGACUGUGGACAAACAUACUAGAGUUCGUGAGCCAUCACCGCGCCAAUUAUCUCCGAAGGCUGAGCAGGCCAAGCCUAGCAGCAGCCCUGGCCCACCAGGUCGGCAAUCUUCUUAUGUAGACGUUGGAACAGAAGAACUUCCAAAGCCUUCUCCAUGCGUUGGUCGAAGCACUGAGACGUCAGCGGUACCCCAAUCAAACCUAAUUCUCCCUCCUCCACCACCAAUGUGGUAUCCACCUCUGUACAAUCCUGGAGGUUUCGGCGUAGAUCCUUUGAAUUUCUUCAUAGAUCUGCGUGUAUCUGGACACAUUUACGAUAGGAAGAGGGCUUUAGCUGAAGGCGUGGAGAAUACACAGGAGGCUACUAGGGAUGAAAGUUUAGACAAGAGGCUUGCUAGAGACUUCGUUCAGCGACCUCGACAUGUGUCAGCCUUCUCUGUACCAGUUCGUUCAAGCAGCGUUCCAGAAACAGAGAAGUAUUUCGAGCAUACUGGUGCGAAGGUAGCGAGCAAUGCGAAUGGGACGUCCUACAUCAUGAGGAAUCUGAAACGUGUGUACGAAGAUGUUCAUAGCACGCAAGAUGUCAAAGACAGUGCCAAAGUCAGCAAGAAUGAUGACACAAAAGCUGAGUCGUCAGAUGUUGAUGAUGAAGAUAUUAUAGAUUAGGAAGAUUUAUCUAAAUGUAAUCAAUUUAAAAAUAAUUAGCUACACGUAUAGCAGUUCGCUUAAAAUAUUUCGAAAGGAUAAAACAAUGUUAAUGCAGGAGUUCCCAACCUUUGAUCACGGACAACUUUUAUAACAUUUGUUAGGUUAAGGACCACUGUUACAUUA